AUUAAGGUAGAUAUUAUUCUACGUGGAUAACGUUCCAAUCCAAGAGUUCUCUCAGUUUGUUCGUUUAACGAGCGAAGACACGAUAAAAAGCUCAUAUAUUUCGUUAACUUUGCCGUGAAGAAAAGAAUAUAAGCAAAUAUCCAAAAAAGAGAAAGGAAGAGAGAGAGAGAAAGUACAUAUCGCAGAAGAAUAUCACAAUUUCAAGUGCAACAGAUAUUUAUCAAUUAAAAAGUUAAAAUGAGUAAAGAUGCACCUCCACCUGGAUUUGUUCCACCUCCUGCAUAUAACUUAAGUGGUCCACCACCACCAGUACCACCACAACAACAUCAGAAUGUGAUAAUAGUGCCUGGUACCUCUUUUGGGUCAACUACACAACCAAUGACAUGUCCAUAUUGUGGAAGUAGCAUAUCCACUUGUGUGGAGAGCGAAUCUAACACAAAGACACAUUUAUUUGCUCUGUUACUUUGUCUUGUCGGAUGUUGGUGUUGUGCACCCAUACCCUAUUGUAUGGAUAGUUGUUUAGUACAGAAGCAUUAUUGUCCAUCAUGUAGAGCUUUCUUAGGACAAUCUAGCAAUUGAUUUGACUUAUUAAUACAGAAAUACAUGCUGCUCUUCCUUUUGUCAUUCUUUUAUUGUCUUAUCUAUUUUGAAUAGAUUGAGAAUCUAUUUUAUCUUUUUUUUUUUUUUUUUCUUUUAUUUUUCUUUUAUUUAUAAAUAUAUAUUCCUAAAUUGGAAACUAUAAAGAAAGUUCUAUUAAUUGUGAACAAUCGUGCCUUCUAUCUUAGAAAUACAAUAUCUAACCUUUUUGAAUAUCUUAAAUAUAUAAGAAUUGAAAAAUAAUUGUAUAUCCAUAAUGAUAGUAUAUCCAUAAGUAUUGUUUGUGAAUAGGUAAUUUGUUAUGGAUUCCUAUUAAUACAAUUUCAUAUACAAAAAAUAAUGAAUUUCUACUUAAUGUAUAGAACCGUAAAUUUGCAUUCAAUUUUAUGAUACUGUUAAUGAUUAAAUAUAAAAAUUUGUUAUAUGCAUAAAAAAUAAUAUAUAUAUAUAUAUUAAUAAUUUACAUAAAUAUUUUAAAUAUAUAAUAUAAAUUAAUAAUAUAUUAAAUAUAUAUAGGCAUAGUUUAACUAACAAAUUCUAAAGAUUAUUUCUGUUUGUAUACUUUCUUUAUUAUUUUGAUACGAUAAAUGCAUACAUGUAUAUGUGUGUAUAUCUAUAUAUAAAUGGACAAUGGCAGUAUGACCAAAAAUUUUAAUUAAUUAUAAAACUAAAAAAGCUCUGACGCACAAUAUAUUAAUGCCAGCUAUAUUUUCUGUAAGAGUAUUUUUUUUUAUUGCUUUUUAAAUAGAUCACUUAAUUCAUUUAUAAUCUUUUUUUUUUCUUUCUUGAAUAAAGCAUAAUUUUUGCAAUAUUAAUCUUA
Molecule: messenger RNA, 1417 nt
Organism: Vespa crabro (European hornet)
Lineage: Eukaryota; Metazoa; Arthropoda; Insecta; Hymenoptera; Vespidae
Product: lipopolysaccharide-induced tumor necrosis factor-alpha factor homolog
Exons: 5
Coding region: 238-579 (113 amino acids)
Molecular function (GO): zinc ion binding
Source: RefSeq, a predicted model, not a curated record